This is a messenger RNA of Neltuma alba, 1442 nucleotides long. RefSeq lists its product as uncharacterized. NCBI's taxonomy places the organism in Eukaryota, Viridiplantae, Streptophyta, Magnoliopsida, Fabales, Fabaceae. The record is from RefSeq and is a predicted model, not a curated record. The transcript is spliced from 13 exons. Bases 98 to 1090 code for a protein of 330 amino acids.
ACUCAGCGGCACUUCCUUUGGCACAGGAUUAAAAAUUUUUGGAAGAAGGGAGGGACUGGUGCGAGGCUGGUGGUGGUUGAAGUGCGACACGCGAGAGAUGAAGACGUUGGUGACGCCAUUAAGGACCUCCCCGUUUUCUCGCUUAAAUGGCCAUAAUGUCCUUCUACUCCCUCUCUCUUCAAUCUCACGCUACUCUUCCUUACCAAAUUCGUUGACGUUCUCCUCUCGCCCACCUCGCUCUUUUUCCAUGGCCGCGUCAUCGCAAUCCACAUCUCCGACUGUGUCGCCAGGAGAUGUUAACAUCGACAAAGACAAGGUUUUCCAAUUGAUUCAAGCUCAUCAGGAGAAAGCUGCUCGACUUCCACCAGUUGAAGAAAUUCGUACUAUGCUUGAUCGAAGUGUACGGGGGAUGCUUUCUACAUUUUCUCAGAAGCAUGAGGGUUAUCCAUCAGGGUCUAUGGUUGACUAUGCAUGUGGUGCAGAUGGAUCUCCUAUACUAGCAGUGAGCAACCUAGCAGUUCAUGCAAAGGACUUAAUUGCGAAUCCCAAAUGUUCAUUGCUUGUGGCGAGAGAUCCUGUAGAUAGGACUGAUUUAGCAAUAACUUUACAUGGCGAUGCUUUUGCUGUUCCUGAAAAGGAGAAAGCAGCCGUUCGAGCUGCAUAUUUGGCAAGACAUCCCAAUGCAUUUUGGGUUGACUUUGGGGACUUCUACUUUCUGCGCAUUGAACCUAAAGUGAUACGUUUUGUGUCUGGGGUUGCAACAGCUUUAUUAGGAUCUGGAGAGUUUAAUGAAGCUGAGUAUAAAGCUGCAAAAGUUGAUCCCAUAGCUCAGUUUUCCAAGCCAGUGGCGUCUCAUAUGAAUAAAGACCAUGCUGAAGAUACAAAAGUGAUCGUACAGCACUGGACAUCAGUUCCGGUGGACUUUGCAUUCAUGACAGAUUUGGAUAGCCUUGGUUUCUACGUGAAGGCUGGUUAUCAGGGUGAUAACUUUAAGCUCCGAGUUCCUUUUCCUCGGCGUGCAGAAGACAGAAAGGAUGUAAAAACUCUUAUUGUUGAGAUGCUUCAAGCUGCCAAGAGUCAAGUUGAUUAAUCCAUUCCUCCAUCGAUAAAAGGUACAGAAAAGCAGGUAAAGAGACAAUUGAAAGAUGGACGGAAUGAGAAGUUAUUUUCUCUGAUCGUCUCUCUGGGCUGAAAUUCUGCAGAACACAGUACUCAUCGACAAGCAGGGCACCUUUGAAGGGUUACAUCAUGCAUGUACAUUUAUAUUCCAGGGAUAAAAGGACAAUAUAACUGGCUAGUUUUGUUCACUUUUCCAUUGCAGUGUGUCGAAAUAUUCAAGGGAAAAAGAAAACAUAAAAAAUUCGGAAAGAAACAGUGAAUAGUCUCUAAAAGACAGGCACCGUUUGUCUUUAUAUGCGCAAUCUUUCUACAGGUGUUCUCUU